Molecule: messenger RNA, 2259 nt
Organism: Vitis riparia (riverbank grape)
Lineage: Eukaryota; Viridiplantae; Streptophyta; Magnoliopsida; Vitales; Vitaceae
Product: vacuolar fusion protein CCZ1 homolog B-like
Exons: 10
Coding region: 353-1939 (528 amino acids)
Biological process (GO): vesicle-mediated transport
Cellular component (GO): intracellular membrane-bounded organelle; Mon1-Ccz1 complex
Source: RefSeq, a predicted model, not a curated record
AACAACCUGGAGGAAGGUGCUCAACCCGAGCGCUUGACGUGCCUACUAGUCAAUCCUAGAUACCGGUUGUUGGUGGUGGUUGGGCUCCUCUGCAAUCUGCAAUUCUUCUCACAUUCAGUAGCCCAGCCAAAAAGACCCCCAUCGGGCCUCUCCACGGCCUCGCGAUUUCUCUCACCGUGACCCCUUGCCCUACGGCGAGUUGGUCAAAUUGGAGAUCUUCUGCUCCAAUUAAGCCCUCUUCUUCGAAUUCCGCAUUCACUUCAUUCUUCAGAGAAAAAUUAGGGUUUCUAAAUUGUUGUGUUUUCUCAGAUAAACUUUAUUUAUUUCAAAGGUGAAUGAGUUAGGAGGAAUAAUGGGGUUAUCAUCAGCGAACACUGUUGUAAACGAAGGCUUCCAGUUUUGCAUAUUUGAUUUGAGAAGGGGGCAACACGAAGGGCAGGAGCUGGACAAGAUUUUGUUCUUCUAUCCAGCUGAUUUGCCCUUUUCUACGCAGCUUUCCGUGAUAGGGCUCAGCGAAGGGCUCAUCACUUUUACAAGAAUCUUUUCUCCAGAGGCUGCUUGUGAGGUUAUAGAAGCAGAGAGGCAUUCUCAUGUUUUUCAUCAGGCUGAGCCAGAUAUUUGGAUGGUCAUGGUAGUGGAGAAAAGUAAGGAGUCAGAUUCCAUAUGGCGGAUUGAUGCAUUGCGAAGAGUUCUUAAAGAAGUUCAUUCUCUUUUUGUGAUGUUUAAUGGAUCAAUAAGAUCGUUGCUUGACAAAGAACCCAGUGGAGAACUUGUUCGAUCUCAUUUGUAUGCUUUCAUCAUGGAUUAUCUUAGCGCAUUUCAAAAGCGGACUCCGUGGGAUAUUUGCUGCUGCGAUUUUCUUGUUGGAAAAAAAAUCAAGUUACCAUCUUUCCGUGACUGCUUAAAGGAGCGUGGAACUGUGCAAAUGCUAACUGUAGGGCGGGAGGCUGCACUUGAAGUUCAGCAGUCACUUGUCAGAGUACUGGAAUCAUGUGCUGGGAACGCACCAUGCUACUCACUUGUCUUAUUUCAGGACCUUCUGGUGUCCACAACACUUUCACCUGAUGACACCAUAAACUUAUUUACUUAUGCUGUCCUAAGGUUGGCCCCAAAUGCUCUAUUGUCCCGAGCAAGUUCGUGGUCCUAUUUACGCAAAGGAAAUACCGCAUCUCAGAUUGCUGCAGCAUCUGUCAUGGCAAGCUCUGGUUCUGUUUCAGAACAAUUUUAUGGCUCCCGUGAUACCUCUCCUCAUGGUGGAGAACGCAGUCAUGUUGUGAGGCCCUUACAGCACAACAAGUGGUACAAGGGGGCAGAUGGCUUUCUUGUUACUGAUAUCUGGGGUCCAGAAGUUGGUAGCAUGGUUUCUGCCACUCCAACAGUUUUGCUGCAUCAGACAGAGGAGAGAAUGUAUCUCUGUGUUUAUCAGCAUAAAAGCCUCACUUUAAUUCUUCUCUUUCCCAUUAGUUCAAUUCUGAAUGGGGAGCAAGGGAUUUCUGUGGUCAAGCAGCAAAUUGUGGAAAAUGCAUCACUAAAGAUGUUGAAAGUUGAAGAGAAACUAUCAAAAGGAUGGGGAGGUGAAAAUGCAUAUCAUGUUGGGGGUUAUCGUUACUUACUGGUGGAUGGUGACAGAAAUGUAUCUAGGGCUUCUCCACCGGGAAAAGUUACAACCCUAACAAAGGAAUCUUUAAUUUCCUUAAGUAAUCUUAGAGAAGAGAUUGAUUUGGAAAAGAGUAGAGCAAAGUGGGAUGACCCUGGCCAUGAGAAAGAUUUGGAAAUAUGUAUUAGAGCAAAAAAUAAUGCUUGGGUCAUUGCACGGACUACAAGAGGAAAAGAGCUUUAUAUGGUUCUAGAGAAAGCCAAUGAAACACUUCUUUUCGCCUCUGAUGCCAUCGAGAAGUUCAGCAACAGGUAUUGCAGUGGAGCUUUUUCUUUGGAUUAGGUAAAAAAAAUUUGUGGUUUCUGAUAUUUGCACUUACAGAAUAAGAAACCCAAAGGGUGCACGAGUGCCUGUAAACAUUCUUUUAUUUUUCCCGCCUCCUGUUCCUUAGCAAAUUGGGCACCCUUCCACCAUAGAGUUUUGUAGAAUGGAACAGACAAAGAGGAAAAAAAGAAAAAGGAAAAAAUAGUGAUGGUUACUUGUGAUUUGUUUUGUUUGGUCCUUUCCUUUGUGUUCUGAAUGCCAUUAAAACUACUGUGUAAAUUAUGUAUGAAAAUAUUUUUCUCUCUUAAAAGUAAAUGAAUUAUAAUGUUAGGUUCAAA